AUGUUACAAAUAGAUAAGCAAACACGUCGAGUAUUUAUAAUUGGGGGAUUAAUUCGAUUUUUAUUACCAACAAUAAUUUUCCCCCAAUUAACAUCAAUAUUAGAUUCAUCAAUAUUAUUAUCAACACCAAUAACUAGUUUUAAAUCAAUUCAAGAAUCAAUUUUUUAUUUUCUUUAUAAUAUUGAAUUAUAUAAUGGUGGGGUUAAUCAUACACCACCGAUUUUAAUAGUUUUAUUAUCAUUUUUAGGUAAUAUCAACACUAGUGUUAAUGGAUGGAAUAAAAUUGGGUAUGAUUUAUUAUAUACUGUGAUUGAUUUGAUAAUUGCUUAUAAAAUCAUCAUUAUUAAUCGAUGGUAUAAUAAUUAUCGACAACAAAAGAGAAACACCAACAAUAAGAAGAAAGAAGGAGUAGAAGAAGAGGAAGAGGAGGAGGGGACUUCUGGGAAAUUCGAUGAUUACUUGAUUGGUUGUUUUUAUUUAUUUAAUCCAUUGAUUAUUUUAACUAAUUUAAGUCAUUCCAGUAUUAUAUUCAGUUGGAUUUUUAUUAUGGAAAGUAUUAUACAAAUUGUUCAAUAUGAAAACAUUGCUAGAUCUAUGAUCUCCUUAGCUAUUGCUAGUUAUCUUUCUUUUAGUCCCAUUUAUUUAUUACCUAGUAUAUUAGCAUUAGGACAUGUCAUUAUUAGAGAUAAAGCUAUCUCGGCCAAGCAACAACAAGAAAAGAAAGAGGGGGAGGAGGACAAGGAGCAAACUAAUGUGAAAGAUUUGAUUGUUAAAUUAUAUGUUGAAGGAUUAGCCAUUUUCAUAAUUUGCGUGAUAUUAUUAAUUAUGAUCUCAUUCAUUAUCACUGCAAGUUGGCAAUUUUUAGAUAAUGUAUAUUUAACCAUUAUAUUAUUCAAAAACCCAAUACCUAAUAUUGGAUUAUGGUGGUAUAUAUUCAUUGAAAUGUUUGAAAAUUAUACAUCAUUUUAUUUAAUUGUUUUCAAUGUUUACACUUGGAUUUUCAUAUUACCAUUCACAAUUCGAUUUUUCCAAUACAAAAACAACAAAAUUACAUCUUUACUUGGUGAUUCAUUUUUAGCAGUGAUUUUAUGUCUUUGUUGGAUUUCAUUUAUUAAACCAUAUCCUAUUCUUGGUGAUUUAGGCAUAGUAUUAUCAUUAUUACCGAUUUUAAAUGAUACUAUUGUUCAAUAUUGUAAAUUAAAAUAUAUCACUGGGAUGACAUUAAUUAUUGGAUUAUUAUUGGCACCAAUAUUUUAUUAUAUUUGGAUUGUUUUAGGUACUGGUAAUGCUAAUUUCUUUUAUAGUAUUACUUUGAUUUGGGGUGCUAUACAUGGAUUGAUUUUAAUGGAUUUGAUUUGGACAAAAUUAACAUUGGAUUAUUAUAAUGAUAAUGGAAUUGAUAUUAAUGGAGAAGGUGGUAGUCUUGGUCUUAGUUUAGCUCAAAUAUAG
Candida albicans SC5314 is the source of this 1449-nucleotide messenger RNA. RefSeq names its product GPI-anchor transamidase subunit. Gene Ontology annotation, biological process: protein localization to cell surface; attachment of GPI anchor to protein. The transcript has a single exon. The record is from RefSeq and is a predicted model, not a curated record. Lineage: Eukaryota; Fungi; Ascomycota; Pichiomycetes; Serinales; Debaryomycetaceae. Bases 1 to 1449 code for a protein of 482 amino acids. Gene Ontology annotation, cellular component: membrane; GPI-anchor transamidase complex.